Dictyostelium discoideum AX4 is the source of this 1833-nucleotide messenger RNA. RefSeq lists its product as hypothetical. The coding region runs from base 1 to 1833 and encodes 610 amino acids. Gene Ontology annotation, cellular component: nucleoplasm; nucleus. The record is from RefSeq and is a predicted model, not a curated record. The transcript has 2 exons. NCBI's taxonomy places the organism in Eukaryota, Evosea, Eumycetozoa, Dictyosteliales, Dictyosteliaceae.
AUGUCAGGUGGUAGUGUGUAUUUACCACCCAAUUCUGAUGAAGAAUCAGAUAAAAAUGAUAAAAAUAAUAAAGGUAAUAAUAAAAUUAAUAAUAAAUCGAAUGGAAAUAAUAGUAUAAAUAAUAAUAAUAAAAAUAAUAAUAAUAAAAAUAAUUAUAAUAAUAAUUAUAGAAAUAAUAAUAAUAAUAAUAAUAAUAAUAAUAAUUAUAGAGAUAAUAAUAAUAAUAAUAAUAAUAAUAAUAAUAAUAAUAAUAAUAAUAAUAAUAAUAAUAAUAAUAAUAAUAAUAAUAAUAAUAAUAAUAAUAAUGAUAAUAAUAAUAAUAAUAAUAAUAAUGAUAAUAAUAAUAAUAAUAAUAAUAAUAAUAAUAAUAAUAAUAAUAAUAAUAAUAAUAAUAAUAAUAAUAAUAAUGAUAAUAAUAAUAAUAAUAAUAAUAAUGAUAAUAAUAAUAAUAAUAAUGAAAAUAAAAAUAAAUAUAAAAAUAAUUAUAAUAAUAAUAAUAAAAAUAAUAAUAAUCAAGGAAAGGUUGAAACCUUGAAUGGUUUUUUAAGAGAGCAUGGUUUAACUAGUCAACAAUUGAAGAAUUUGAUUUCAGCUGAUGAUAAAUAUUUGAAAUAUAAUACAAAUUCAAUAGAAAUGCAUUACACCUUAUUACUUACCUCAUGGCAUAGAUGUGAAGAAAGGAAAGUUACAAUUAAAAUCAGCUCAUACCAUGAUGUAAAACAAAUUCAAUAUCAUAAUGAUGGAAAACUUGAUUUAAAAAAAUCAAUUCAAGUUAUACCAGGAAUUAAAUUCUGCACUGAACCCCAAAUAUAUACCAAUGUUUUUAAAAUACAUCUUCCUUAUCCUUCAUUUUUGGAAAAAAAAAAAGAUUUACAUUAUUUUAUGAUUUUUGAAAUUGAAGAGGAGGCUAAUGGAACAAAUAUCCCUAUGGGUCGUAGUUGGUCCAAAUCAUUUUAUCCAAUUAAAAUUAAAUUAAAAGAAGAUGAAAAGGAAAGUGAAAAAAUAUUAGAUCUUAAUUCAAUUGUUAAUUCCAUGAAUUCUUUUUCAGAUAAGUACACCAAUACAGAGAAUAUAAAUUUAUUUGAAGAUUUUAAUGGAUUAAAAAUCAAAAUGAAUGAUAUUAAAAAUUCAUUUGCAAAUUUGGAAAAAAAGGAUGAAAAUGAUGAAAAAAAUGAUGAAGAUAAUGAAUAUAAGGAACAAUAUUUAUGUGAAAUUGGUAAUGUUUAUGAAAAAAGAAAGUUUCAACCCAAACAAACCACAUCAUCAGCAAAAAUAAACGCACCAGGUACUGUUCUAUCAAUAAAGGAACAAUACUCCAAUUUGAUAAUUCGUGUUGGAUGGGGUCAAGAAAAUGAUAAAGCUUUGUUUCAAGUCAAUUAUCAUAAUUUAAAUUUUGAAUUAAAAGAAGAUCCAAAUUUUGAAUUAAUAAAUUUAAAAAAUUUAAAAUAUGAAAAGGAAAAUCAAAAAAAAGGAUUAGUCGCAAAAAAUCAAAAAAAUAAUAAAAUAGAAAAUUCAUUGAAAAUUUCAAAAGGAAAAUUAUUGCAAGAAGAAAUAGAAAAAAUAAAAAAUGAUAUCGAAUCAAUUGACAAAUUCAUUAGUGAAAUUGAAUCAAAAAUUGAAAAUCAGGACCAAUACACCACAGAGGAGAAGAUGGAAAAAAACUUUGAAAAGAAAUGGAAAGAGUAUAAUAGUACCUUUAUCAAAAUUAAAUCAGAGAUUUCAAAAUUAAAGAUUUUAUCUUAUGUUGACUUUCAAAAAUCAUUUAAAGAUAUUCUAAAGAAUAAUUUCCCAGAGAAUUUUAUUAAUACCAGAUUUGAUGCAUAUUGCUAUUAA